This is a messenger RNA of Zerene cesonia (dogface butterfly), 1291 nucleotides long. RefSeq names its product pancreatic lipase-related protein 2-like. NCBI's taxonomy places the organism in Eukaryota, Metazoa, Arthropoda, Insecta, Lepidoptera, Pieridae. The record is from RefSeq and is a predicted model, not a curated record. Gene Ontology annotation, molecular function: lipase activity. The transcript is spliced from 5 exons. Gene Ontology annotation, biological process: lipid metabolic process. Bases 1 to 1101 code for a protein of 366 amino acids.
AUGGGAUAUCCGCCUGACAUAAAUAGUUCUAGUUACAAUGGAGAAUUUAAAAGCCGUUCUAAAAUGCUAGAACUUGAAAUAGUAUUAAUUCCAAGAGUAUUCACAUUCGCAGUUUUCACUUUAGUAAUUUGGGUAAGUGGGACAUGUAACAAUUAUGGACAAGGCUACGGUGACGAAUGGUUGUACUAUUUCGAUGAUAAUGGCGACAGACACAUAAUGAAUUUUUCAACGAUACCUAAAUCUACGCAUGGCAUGAACUUUGGCGAAAUAUACUUUCAUUUAUAUACUAGGAAAACUGUUGAUAAAGCCGAAUUGUUAACUUUAUCAAAAAAUGAUUGUUCUAUAAAGAGUCUUUAUUUUAAUAAGUCUAAUGAUAUCAAACUUCUCACUCACGGCUGGCUCUCGUCGGACCAAGUACACUGGUUGCAACAAAUGAAAGAUUCUCUCCUGCGAGAGUAUAAUUUGAAUGUAAUUACGGUUGAUUGGAGUCAAAUCUCUCGAAACACAUUUUACCCAUGGCCAGCUCUCAGCACGCGAUAUGUUGGAAAAAAAAUAGCAGAAUUUCUCAAAGCAAUUCAAUCAUCAUUUCAUAUAGGAACUAAAGGAAUACACCUGAUAGGCCACAGUUUAGGAGCGCAUGUCAUGGGUUACGCCGGUAUGUUUUGUAAUGGAACCUUAUCGAGGAUUACAGGUUUAGAUCCUGCAAGACCAUUAUUUGAGCUACCUCAAAUGCCGGACAUUUACUGUUUGAAUAAGGACGAUGCGGAAUUUGUAGAUAUCAUACAUACGGCUAGUGGUACCUACGGUUACACCGCGAGUCACGGUCACGCUGAUUUCUUUCCAAAUAAAGGCACAAAUCAACCAGGAUGCCAAACAGGUACUUGCAGCCAUGGAAGAGCGUGUGAAUAUUUUGAUGAAUCUAUUUCAUAUUCAUCUGAAAUAGGUUUUAUCGCUUAUUUGUGUAACAGCUGGGAAGAAUAUUCAAAAGGCAAUUGUAAAGACGAAUUUACUAGUAUGGGAUAUCCAGCGUCUAUCGCAAGCAGAGGAAAUUAUUAUCUUAAAACAAAAAAUGAAUCAAAAUACGCAGAUCUUGAUGAUUAAGAUAUUUGAAUAUUUAUAGAAAUAAAAUACGUUCAUUUAAUUUCUCGUGUUUUAUUAUUAACUAAAGAACUUAUAAAUAAAAAUAGCUACUAAAUAAUAAAACAUUAACUUAACUUCAUAAUUAACAGUUAUAGUUUAGACAGACUCUUUAACUAAUAAUAACAAUUUUCAUUAUAAAUCACAUAAACAC